AGUACAUUAGCUAAUCUAUCCCCAAUAGAUCAUAAAGUGAUUUCGACAUUGCUGAUUGGCACUUUGAACAUAUUGGUCCACGCACUAAUGAAUGCGCAUUUGAGCCUUUCAUCCGUCAGGUGCAGACCACUUCUCCGCUCCAGCCCGCGGCCGCCAUGAGAUUGAUUCUGCCCAACCCGGGACUGGAGCUGCGGAUCUCCAACCUUCAGGAUCUCGACAGGAUGGAGAAAGAGGGGGCCGACAGCGGCGGCCCCAAGUGGGACAACAAAGCUCAGUACAUCCUGACGUGCGUGGGCUUCUGCAUCGGCCUCGGCAAUGUGUGGCGAUUCCCUUAUUUGUGUCAAAACCACGGAGGAGGAGCGUUUUUGAUUCCCUACCUUAUCCUGCUGGUCUUGGAAGGAAUGCCUCUCCUGUUGCUGGAGUUUGCCAUUGGUCAGCGUCUUAGGAAAGGCAGCGUGGGGGUGUGGCGGGCCAUCAGCCCUUAUCUGACUGGUUUGGGCAUCGCCUCCAUGUUGGUGUCUUUUUUAGUUGCGCUGUAUUAUAACACUUUGAUAGCCUGGGUCAUGUGGUACCUGUUCAAUUCCUUCCAAAGCCCGCUUCCUUGGACUCAGUGUCCGCUCAAUGAGAAUGCGACAGCCGAGUGUCAAGAGAGCUCCACGGUGGACUAUUUUUUCUACCGCGUGACCCUCAACAGCUCGACCUCCAUAUCUGACUCUGGGGGGCUCCACUGGCCCAUCGUGGUGUGCCUUUGUGCCGCAUGGACUGUCAUCUGUAUUUGCUGCAUCAGAGGGAUAAGCACCUCGGGCAAGGCUGUGUACGUCACAGCCAUCUUGCCAUAUGUUGUGCUAUCCAUAUUCCUGGUGCGGGGACUGACCCUGAAAGGUGCCGUUAGCGGGAUUCAGUUCCUCUUCACCCCAAAGGUGGAGGAGUUGAUGAAUCCGUCCACUUGGCUGGAUGCCGGCGCCCAGGUCUUUUAUUCGUUCGGUUUGGCGUGGGGAGGCCUCAUCUCCUUCUCCAGCUACAACCCCGUUCAUAACGACUGCGUGCAAGACGCUGUGAUCCUGUCGGUCGUCACCGGUCUGACUUCGGUGUACGCCGCUACGGUUACGUACUCCAUCAUUGGCUUCCGGGCCACUGAGAAAUAUGACACGUGUUUCAGUGAUAACAUCAUGUCGUUAAUAAACGCAUUCAGUCUUCCUGAGGGCAGCGUCACACCGAACAAUUUUGACUUGGCCUUAAAACAUUUGAACACCUCCGACCCAGAAACUGUUCUCGGAUUGGAGUUUAAAACCUGUGACUUGGAAAAAUUGCUCAGUGAGGGAGUGGAGGGGACAGGUUUGGCUUUUAUUGUUUUCACAGAGCCAUCACCAAGAUGCCCGCUUCGCCAUUCUGGUCUGUUCUCUUCUUCGUCAUGCUUUUCUGCCUGGGCCUCUCCACCCUUUUUGGCAACAUUGAGGGAGUGGUGGUUCCUUUGAGAGACUUGGGGGUUUUCCCCAAAAAAUGGCCCCAUGAAGCCCUGACUGCGACAACAUGCCUCGUGGCCUUCGUCAUCACCCUCCUCUUUGCGUUGCAUUCUGGGAUUUAUUGGAUCACACUUUUUGACAAAUUCGCUGGCUCCGUUCCACUUCUGACGAUCGGAUUCUU
This is a messenger RNA of Syngnathoides biaculeatus (alligator pipefish), 1644 nucleotides long. RefSeq names its product sodium-dependent neutral amino acid transporter B(0)AT1-like. Bases 156 to 1475 code for a protein of 439 amino acids. Gene Ontology annotation, biological process: sodium ion transmembrane transport. Lineage: Eukaryota; Metazoa; Chordata; Actinopteri; Syngnathiformes; Syngnathidae. The record is from RefSeq and is a predicted model, not a curated record. The transcript is spliced from 10 exons. Gene Ontology annotation, cellular component: membrane.